AUGGCUGUAGCAGACAGCGGAUAUCUGUUUCGUCUCGUCGACGUUGGGGCUCCUGGCCGCAUAAGUGAUGGAGGCGUCUUCAAACGCUCUCCGAUUGGCCGACAACUGCAUGCUGGUCUGCUGCAGCUGCCUUCGCAUUCACAGCUGCCUGGCUCCCACAAAACACUCCCGUUUGCCUUUAUAGGGGACGAGGCUUCACAGCUGCGAGAAGACUUCAUGAGACCCUUCCCUGGAUAUAGGGAAGACCCUGCUGAGCGGAUAUUCAAUUACCGUCUGAGCCGUGCACGGAGAUGUGUAGAGAAUGCCUUUGGCAUUCUGCGGGCACGGUUCAGCAUCUUUCGUGGCCCCAUCAACCUGAGUCCCGAAAACGCCAAACGGGCUAUGAAGGCAGCGUGUGUGUUGCACAAUUUUUUGUGCAUGGAGUCCAAUGGUCGCUCUUCAUAUAGCCCAGUUGGAUUUGCCGACCAUGAAGAUGUAUAUGGCAAUAUGAUUGACGGUGCGUGGAGAGCAACAACCGACACAGAUUCGGCAACAUUUGGCCUGCAGCCAACGCAUGCGCGGAAAUGUGCUCACUCGGCAUUGCAGGUUCGCAAGCAGUAUGCAGCGUACUUUGCGAAUGAAGGAAAAGUUCCCUGGCAGUGGAAAUUACUGGAAAUUGAUGAACCCGCUGAUGAAGAAGUGCAAGAAUAAUGACUCAAUAUUGUGUAACUAUUCGUCUGAAA
Dermacentor albipictus is the source of this 722-nucleotide messenger RNA. RefSeq names its product putative nuclease HARBI1. The record is from RefSeq and is a predicted model, not a curated record. NCBI's taxonomy places the organism in Eukaryota, Metazoa, Arthropoda, Arachnida, Ixodida, Ixodidae.